AUGGCUGGUAUACCAGUGAUUCUGAACGUCUACGAUGUCAGUGGCCACCCGGUUCUCAAGAACGCCAACAAGCUUUUCCGCGCGCUUGGUGCAGGCGCAUACCACGCAGCUGUUGAAAUCAAUGGCGAAGAGUGGUCGUAUGGAUUUACCGACGAGGGCACCGGGGUCUUCACCUGUGGCCCUCGGGAAUGCGAGGCUCACAGCUUCCGCGAGUCCAUCCCCAUCGGAGCGACCACGCUGUCCCAAGAGGAAGUCACUGCAGCUCUGGAUGCCUUGGUGCAAACUUGGCAGGGUCCCGAGUACGACAUCCUGCGCCACAACUGCUGCCACUACAGCAAUGCAAUGCUCCGGGCGCUUGGACUUCCGGAGGCUCCCAGCUGGGUGACGCGAUCAGCGGCCCAUGCGGCAGCUGUGGUUACUCCGCUUGAGGAAACCAUAGCAGAGGGAAAGAUGGCGCGGGGUGGAGAGAACGAUGGUUACAAGUUUGGAGACGUGAGCAGAGGCCUUGUAGCCAGUGGAAAGGCUAGUAGAGGCGCCGCGCCCGACUCAGGCUACAAGUUUGGCGAUCUAACGCGCGGUGUGAUCUCCAAGUUGACCGGCUGA
Messenger RNA from Symbiodinium pilosum, 603 nucleotides. The record is from the annotation of a GenBank genome assembly. NCBI's taxonomy places the organism in Eukaryota, Dinophyceae, Suessiales, Symbiodiniaceae.